Colletotrichum lupini is the source of this 3054-nucleotide messenger RNA. RefSeq names its product zinc-binding dehydrogenase. Bases 1 to 3054 code for a protein of 1017 amino acids. Gene Ontology annotation, biological process: glutathione metabolic process. The record is from RefSeq and is a predicted model, not a curated record. NCBI's taxonomy places the organism in Eukaryota, Fungi, Ascomycota, Sordariomycetes, Glomerellales, Glomerellaceae. Gene Ontology annotation, molecular function: sulfur dioxygenase activity. The transcript has 13 exons.
AUGCGCAUCCGAGGUUUUCUUCGUGGUGUGAGAGAAGCUACCUUCUCUGAAAGAGUAUGGCGGUUCGAUUUGCACGCAUUCAAGAUCCCCGAUGAGAUAAAGAUGCAUCUUCAAGAACAGGUGUUGCAGGUGGUGCGUGCGCCAUUGUGGAAGGUCGGCAGUUCAGGGACCAUGAAGUCCGUCAGCAAAGGAUUGAUUGGGCAGGGCAAGGAUGGUCCUGGGUUCCGAACCCGAACCCGCAAGGGUUGUUGUCCCUCUCAGCCAAAGGGCCUGGGAGAGGACGGCGACCACUUUGAAGAAACGGUCGCCGACGUCGGGGAACUGCCGGAACGCACGGGCAUCACCGAGAGUGGAUACCCCUUCUUCACCGGGAUGGAUUACAUCUCUCGGGGGCUUCCGGACUUCAUGCUCUCUAGAUUAUGGAUUCAUGGACGGCGAGGAUUAACAAAACCACCAAAACUAGCCGAUGAACCGGAACCCACAAUCCACGAGAUCUUUGAGCCGGUCACAGGCACAUGGCAGUACAUCGUAGCCGAUCCUUCAACCCAAGCCGCAGUGAUCAUCGACUCCGUCUUGGAUUUUGAUCCAGCAAAGAACGCCAUCUCUACACAAACAGCCGACGGCCUUCUCGACGUGGUAAAAAAGAAUGGAUACAAUGUUGUCAAUAUCCUAGAGACACAUGUCCACGCCGACCACUUGACGGCAUCCAAAUAUUUACAGUCUCGGCUGCGGGAGGCACAGGACGGCGCCGCCCCCAAGAUCUGUAUCGGUAGACGGAUCGGGGAUGUGCAAGAGAGGUUCGCUGAGAAGUAUGGCAUUCCCAAAGACGAGUACGCCAAUGCCUUUGACCGACUGCUCGACGACGAUGAGGUCUUCGAGAUUGGAGACCUCAAGGCCAAGGCCAUCCACCUGCCGGGCCAUACCCCCGACCACAUGGGCUACAUGAUCGGAGCAAACGUCUUUGCGGGUGACUCCCUCUUCAAUCACGAUGUCGGGUCCGCGCGGUGCGACUUCCCCGGUGGUAAUGCCCGCGACCUCUUCGCGUCGGUCCGCCGGCUGCUCGAUCUGCCAGAGACCACCAAGAUCUGGACAGGGCACGAUUACCCGCCGGCCCACCGAGGGCCCCUGGCGGCGACGGAAGUGGCGAAGCAAAAGACCGAGAACAAGCACCUCGCGCAGAACGUGACGGAGGAGGACUUUGUCAAGUGGCGCGAGGAGAGGGACUCAGGGCUCGGGGAGCCUAGGCUCAUGCACUGGGCGCUGCAGGUCAACGUGAGGGCUGGGAAUAUGCCGAGUCCCACCAAGGCUGGAGAUCGGUUGUUGCAUGUGCCUGUCAAGAUGCAGGGCGUGACUUGCGGUAGAGAGCAUGUAAGUGGUGGUGUCCUGAUAAGGUACAUUACGUCGGUUGGCCCAUGCGUUGCACCCCCCGCGCAACCGCCGCGUGGGGAAAGUGCCGAGGUCUCGUCACUGAAUGCGGGGAGUUCGGCCCCGGCUGAGUGGAGGGACAGGAGGCCGGGGGACGUCUACUCCCCCACCAAAUCACAACGUCAACUAUCAGUGCCGGUACAUUGCAUUUAUACCAUGCCUCACUCUAUCACCGUCAAAAAGAUCGAGGGGAAGCCCGGAAAGGUGUACUAUCCCCUCCAACUCAAUGAAGUCCCAAAGCCGACCCCAGGGCCCAAAGAUGUCUUGGUACGAUUAACGGCUGCCGCUCUCAACCACCGUGAUCUCUUCAUCCGGCGCCACCUGUAUCCAGGCAUCUCAUUUGAUCACCCCCUUAUGGCAGACGGAUACGGUAUCGUAGUCGAGGUUGGGAAAGACGCAGACAGAAGCCUUAUCAAUAAGCCAGUUCUCAUCACACCCAGCCGCGGCUGGGCUUCAAGCCCGGACGGGCCGGAAGACAUUCGCAAAUUCAGCGUCAUUGGCGCCACCCAGACGUACCCGGACGGCACCGCGCAAGAUUACCUCGCCCUUCCCCAGGACGAGGUCGAGCUGGCCCCAGAGCACCUCACACCCGCCGAAGGCGCCGCCCUACCCCUCGUCGGCCUCACGGGCUGGCGUGCGCUCGUGACGAAGAGCGGAAACGCGGAGAAGGGCAGGAACAUUCUCGUCACGGGCAUUGGGGGCGGCGUGGCGCUCCAGGUCCUCCAGUUUGCCGUCGCGUUUGGCUGCAACGUCUACGUCACCUCUGGCGACGAGGCCAAGAUUGAAAAGGCCAAGAGUAUGGGCGCCGCCGGGGGCGUGAAUUACAAGAAGAAGGGGUGGGAGAAGGAGCUGCAGGCCCAGCUGCCCAAGUCGCGGCCGUACCUCGAUGCAGUGGUCGACGGUGCCGGCGGAGAGAUUGUGGGAAAGGCGGUCAAGGUGCUCAAGCCCGGCGGUGUCAUUAGCCAGUACGGCAUGACGGUGUCGCCGCAGAUGGACUGGCUGAUGCAGGCUGUCCUCAAGAAUGUGGAGCUCAAGGGCACGACUAUGGGUUCCCGAGAGGAGUUUAGAGACAUGGUUGCCUUUGUGAGGGAGAAGAAGAUUAAGCCUGUUGUCAGCCGAACGGUCAAGGGACUGACGAACCUCGAGGGCAUUGACGGGCUGUUCAAGGAUAUGGAAGCAGGCAAGCAGUUUGGCAAACUUGUGGUUGAGUUUGAGGAGCCCUCUGCUAAAUGGUUCCAUUCGGUUGACCGCUAUCUAAGAGAUUCUCAGCCAACUCGUACGUCUAUUCCUUAUGGCCUUGAGUACUUUGCUGUAUUCAGCAGGGCCUACGUUCUCGAGAGGCAUAGUCACACAAACACAAUUUUUGCCAUGGGCUCUUUCAUAGGACUUUCGGUACUUGCUUGGGUUGUGCCAUCCCUAUACCGUUUCUCCAGUCUGUUCUGCCACCUCACUCUUUGCGUAGGCUUCUUGAUCAGACCAAGUGUGCCGCUAGACAUAAUGAAUAUUCACCCCCAAAUCUGGCUACUGGUUUCUUCCAGUCCACCCUCUUGCCUCACACUGGGUAAAGGACCCCUCUUGGGAGGCACUUCUCUCCGCUCGCCCAGCUCCUUCUUCUUUCACCUACAAUAA